CACACAAAGGGUCAAAGUUCAAGUCAAAGAAACAAUCAGUUCCAGUACAAGUAACCUAGAAGAUGUGAAAACACAGAAAAACAACCAAUCACGUCCAAGGUCACCAGGAGGGAUGAUUAAUAAACUCGUGGAGAAAUCUAGAGACUCACUUGAAAUUGAAGUGGUAUGCGCUGAAGAUGUCACCUAAUAGGGUGAUGAAAGCUUCGCAAACUAACCAUCCAGCUCAGAGAACAAAACCACAUCAAAAAGGUCCCAUUACAAUUCUUUAUGGUUAAUUCUGUUGGAUGAACAAAUCAUAAGGCUUCAAGCAGUUCUUAUACUACUCUUCUCCGUCAACUUAGUGAUGAGUAAAAAGAUUCUGGUGAGAGUCUCGCAUGCGACGAUCGAUGCAAAAGAGCGCUUGGUGCCAGAGAAAUUUGUUAUACAACAUGUCGAAACUUACUGUCUCUAUGCCUUAACCAACCAUGUGCAAGCUUUGCAGAAAAUUACUAUAGAAGAUACCAUUAAUGAAGUGUACAUUUAUUUUUUUAUAACUACAUUUUUAACCAUACUUGUAAAUUUUAAAGGUGUUUAG
Trichobilharzia regenti is the source of this 574-nucleotide messenger RNA. The record is from the annotation of a GenBank genome assembly. Lineage: Eukaryota; Metazoa; Platyhelminthes; Trematoda; Strigeidida; Schistosomatidae.